Messenger RNA from Vidua macroura (Pin-tailed whydah), 2187 nucleotides. It is a transcript of the gene PDLIM2, whose product is annotated as PDZ and LIM domain 2. Gene Ontology annotation, molecular function: muscle alpha-actinin binding; actin binding. The coding region runs from base 337 to 1872 and encodes 511 amino acids. Gene Ontology annotation, biological process: muscle structure development; actin cytoskeleton organization; heart development. NCBI's taxonomy places the organism in Eukaryota, Metazoa, Chordata, Aves, Passeriformes, Viduidae. The transcript is spliced from 9 exons. Gene Ontology annotation, cellular component: adherens junction; Z disc; stress fiber. The record is from RefSeq and is a predicted model, not a curated record.
GUUUCUUCCCGGCGCUGGAAGCCCAGCCCAGGAAAUUCUUCCGGGCAGCCUCUCAAGCCCCUCUUUGUGCUCUUGGGAUUUUUAACAUUCCCGGCGGCUGCGGAUGGGGUGCCCGGUGCCGGACGGGGUGCCCGGUUCCAGAUGGGCUGCCCAGCUGUCCCAGGCUGUGGUGGGAUGGGUGGGAUGGGAUCUGGUGUGGAUUUAGGGGAUGCGGCUGCCUAUUCCCACCCAUCCCAUCGGAGCCAAGGGCUGCGCCGCUCACCGGGGUGCCAUGGGGACCCCGUGCCACCCCCGGGGGAUCCUCAGCGUCCCUUACCGGUGUGAAUUUGCUGUGGGAUGAAGGACUGGGGCUGCUGUCCUCGCUGGGUGUCGGAUCCUGCUGUGGUGAGCAGCAGAACCCGUCCCUCGCUGCCACAUCCUCCCCUCCAAACCCCACUGGCUCGGCUCUGCCAGGCCACAGCGCUGGCCUUGCUGCCAAGGCGUCACCGAUUUCCUGCCUUGCUCCAGCUCCUGGGAACGACCUUGGCUGUCUCAGCUGCACCGCCGGGUGCCUGGGACCCCCUGGCCCCGGGGGAGGAAGCCACCAGCCUUGGGGGACAAGAGGAAGCGGCGGUGGCUGGUGACACCCUGCGAGGACCUGGGUCCCCUCCCCGGAAGGAAAGCGCUGCCGGCGCUGGGGACCCUCAGGGUGCAGCGGGGACAGGGAGGCCCACGUUGUGUGGUCUGUGGGUAGGAGGAGGGGGGCUCCCCUCUGCCUCAUCCCCUCGGCGCCCGGGAUCGCUGACACCUCGCUCCUGCCCACCCAGAGCCGCCGCUGCCAUGCCGGUGACAGUGACACUGCCCGGCCCGGCCCCGUGGGGCUUCCGCAUCUCCGGCGGAAGAGAUUUCGGGAAACCCAUCACCGUCUCCAAGGUGACGGAGCACGGGAAGGCGGCCACGGGUGACCUGCGGCCGGGGGACGUCAUUGUCACCAUCAAUGGGGAGAGCACGGCUGAGAUGCUCAACGUGGAGGCGCAGAACAAGAUCAAGCAGAGCCCCGGGCAGCUCCGGCUGGAGGUGGAGAGGUCCCCGGCGCCAUCUCCCAGCCACACCAACGGGGACACCUCGCCAGAGAGGUUGGCCACGCGCUUCCAGGACACGCUGUGGAUGCGGAGUGAGAGCCAAAGUGCCCUGAGAACCCUCGAUCCCAGCCUGGCAUCCCUCACCCAUCCACCUGGCAGUGCCAGCUCACAGCCCUUGGAGCAGGAGUUCACCUGUCCCGGCCUCUGCCAGGAGCGACGCCUGAGCCGCCAGAGCAGCUCCCAGGGACCCGUCCUGCCUCCACCCCCACGCCCACCCUCACCGGAGCUCGGAGCCCCCCAAAACCCCUGGGCAACCCUCAGGGAGAGGCGCCUCUCCUCCCCCUCUCCCAGCACCUGCCACAGCCAGGGCUCGGAGCCGGCCAUGAGGCGCUUGGAGGAGGACUCGGAGGUCUACAAGAUGCUGCAGGAGAACCGGGAGCUGCGGGCGGCCCCGCGGCAAUCCAGCACCUUCCGCCUGCUCCAGGAGGCUCUGGAGGAUGAGGAAGGAGGAGGCCCCGCAGCCCCCUUCCCCAGCCGGCUCUCGGCCGGUGCCCGCAAGCCCGUGGCCGGGGUGCAGAAGCUGCACGUCUGUGAGAAGUGCGGGAGCAGCAUCGCGACACAGGCGGUGCGGAUCCAGGACGGCCGCUACCGGCACCCGUCCUGCUACACCUGCGCCGACUGCGGCCUCAGCCUGAAGAUGCGCGGCCACUUCUGGGUGGGGGACGAGCUGUUCUGCGAGAAACACGCCCGCCUGCGCUACCAGGGACCCCCGGGGGGGCCCGUGCCCCGCCCUGUGUCCCCCCGCUCCUGAGCCCCGGCCACCGGCGCCGCGCGGUGGGGUCACCCCAGCAUCCCCCGUGCCCCCAGGGCUGUCCCACCCCACUGCGGUAGGGCUGGGCUGGGGGGCUGAGGUCGCUGCCAGGCUGGGGAUGGAUGGGAUUUGGGGAGGGGGAUGUGGUGCAGCCGCCCCCUUUGUGGGUGUGUGUGAUGAGCUGGGUGAGUUCUCAGCCUGGGGACAUUGGGGGCGGGGUCGCUUGAGCACUUGGGUACUGGAGGGGGGCUGGCACCGCUUGUGCACUGACUGCAAAGGGCUUCUCCGAGGAAUUAAAGCAGAUUCUCUUUAAAU